AGUGUCAAAUCGUCGAGUUAAACAUUGGCGGGGACAUCUUCACAACCACACUGAGCACCCUGAAGAAGUACCCAGGAACCAUACUGGCGGAGAUGUUUGGCCAGGCGAAACCCCGAACAGAUUCGCUGGGGCGAGUCUUCAUAGACAGGCCUGGGACUUAUUUUAAAUACAUCCUGGAGUAUCUGCGUAGUGGCCAGGUUCCCUUAAAAGAUGUUGAGGAGGUUUACAAAGAAGCCACCUACUACGACAUCAAGCCUCUGAUCAAGCAACUGGAAGAGUCUCCUCAGAUCUUCGGGGAGCUGGUGGCCAGGAAACAGUUCCUCGCACGGGUGCCCAACUAUUCCGAAAACAUCGAGCUGAUGAUCCGAAUCGCCCGGGCAGAAGCCGUAGCCUCUCGCAAAUCCAGCGUCAUAUUCUGCGUGAUGAAGACUUUGGAAGACGUGGCGAGGUGUAGCGAUGCUCUCAACAGCUUAGAUACCUCCAAGGAAUCCGUAGUCCAGUUCGGCCCGUGGAAAGCUGCCCCGGACAAUCGGGAUCUCCUGGACUGCAUCAAGAUGGAUAUGGAUAGCAAAGGUUACAAGACCUCUUUCCAAGGGUUCAUUCCAGACAAAGGCUUUCGCUUCUCCUCCAAGAACGACUUCUUCUACAAGUGUUUGUUCCAAUGGUGGUAGCUCAAAGCUCGCAACUCAUAAGAUCUAGGAGGUCUCUUGUAAAGCAGGACGUAAAGUGAGAUUUGGACAUGAAGUGUGAAACCUACUGGGUCAGGCUGGACAGCCUCUUAGAGCCCCUUUACACUUCUAUAUUAAAGCCACAUAGGCAAAGUUGCAGCUUGCAGUUUGCAAAAGAACAGGAAGCCAGUGCCUAACCACAAGAUGUCCCUAGGUCAAAACCUAUGUCAAAAGUCCAAGGUUC
Messenger RNA from Thamnophis sirtalis, 912 nucleotides. NCBI's taxonomy places the organism in Eukaryota, Metazoa, Chordata, Lepidosauria, Squamata, Natricidae. The record is from RefSeq and is a predicted model, not a curated record.